Molecule: messenger RNA, 1050 nt
Organism: Fusarium oxysporum Fo47
Lineage: Eukaryota; Fungi; Ascomycota; Sordariomycetes; Hypocreales; Nectriaceae
Product: NAD(P)-dependent oxidoreductase
Exons: 1
Coding region: 114-842 (242 amino acids)
Source: RefSeq, a predicted model, not a curated record
CGACAAUCAACAAUAGACUCCAACAAUAAAGAUUCUGUAUUUAAAGAAUUCCUCUAGUGAAACAACCAUACCCGACCCUCUUCAAUCUCCUAAACGCCAUCUCACGCACCAUCAUGUCUUCACCAAAGACAAUCGCUUUCUUUGGCGCUAGCACAGGCGUAGGCCUCUCAGCGCUGAAGCAUUCACUGGCUGCAGGGCAUAACUGUGUCGCAUUAUGUCGAGUUCCGGCAAAACUCGAGGCUCAUGUCUCCCCAAAAAGCUAUCCAAAUCUACAAAUUAUUGAAGGUAAUGCCCACGACAUCAAGGCAGUAGCUUCUUGUCUGAAGAAGGACGAUGGCUCAAUCGUGGAUGCGGUUGUCUCCACGAUCGGCGGCAAACCAAUCAUUCACAAAAUGACGAUUGAUGAUCCCAACUGCUGUCGGGUCGGCAUCGCUGUCCUUCUUGAUGCGCUCGCGCAAAUACGUGCAGAGGGUGCCGUUGGAAGACCGCAUAUCACUGUCUUUAGCACCACUGGCAUGUCAGACUUUGGGCGCGAUUAUCCCCUUCUGUUGUACCCUAUCUAUGCGAUUGCUUUGAAGGUCCCCCACGAAGACAAAAAGAUCAUGGAGACCAAGUUGGCCGAUAGUGGUGAGGACUUUACCAUCGUGCGGGGCAGUUUGUUGGUGGACGGUGAGAGUGAAACGCCAGUGCGCGUGGGCAUCGAGGACCCCAAGAACGGGAUAGAGUCUUUGGAGAUCGGAUACACCAUUUCAAGAGAGGACGCUGGGAAAUGGCUGGCAGAUAAACUGCUGGUAAAGACGCACGCUGAGUACGUGAACAAGAUUGCAUCCAUCACCUACUGAGGGGUUCAACGGAAUAAGGUGCAUUUAGAAGGCGUUGGGAAUUGCUUGGGAACACAGCGUGGACGUAUAUAUAAAUUAGCUCGUAUUGUCUAGUUUUUACUUGAUACAAAUAAUAAUCAUCACAAUAAAGAUUCCCAGGCCGUCUUGAAUCAACUCUUGGUGUCCGAUUCAGAGAAGUUGACAUGAUGACCGAUUAUCCUGAGGCAUC